GGCGAUCCAUCUCAAAAAAUCAAAGUCACAAAAAGUAAAGGAUUUCAAAUCAAUGCAUAACAUGGUGGUAUCAAUGAAGCGAAAUGGCACCCGAGUAGCUAGAAAGAACAAGGGCUAUUCCACGAAAGCCCCUGAGUUAUCAGGCCAAAAGGAAGUGACAUCAAAGGCAAAAUACCCAGUGAUACAGGCAGAACAUGAUCAUGUGCACCGCGCCAGUUUAUUAAAAUCCACGCUGAAGGAUUAUGUUGAGUUGCACAAUACAACAGCUGAAGUGGACUACACAGAGGUUAAUGUUCAAGUAUUCCAAUCCGAAUACGAAGCUGUGAGAUCUUGCGAGCUCGUCGAAGAACACUGUCAAGCAAUCUCAAAACUGAACAACAUCAUAGCCACUUACUCAUUCCCAAUCACCUCAGAGAUUCUUAUAUCUGUCCAUGGGAACUCCACUUUGUACGUGAAAGCUGCAUUUAUAAGCAAGCUCGAAUUUUCUAUGAGUGGAUUGUCGUGCGGUCUGGAACACUCCAACAUACAGCCGUUUAAUUCAACAGAGGAACAAAGCUGCAGACUUCCAGCUAUCGACCCUUUCGAUAAGAAUGCCAUGUCUUAUUUUAUUAAAAUGUCACCCAUGACUUGUGAGCUUGAAGCAACGUUGUUUACAAGAUACCAGGACGGUUUGUUGGAGGUUGUCAACAGUCACGAUAGAGGUAAUUAUAAUGAUCGGAGGCUGAUAGAAAGAUCUUACUGUAAAAGGGAACAAGGCAUGACUGACAUGCACAAGGAGAUAAUUAAUUGUCAAAAAGAAGCUAUCGUGAAAGAUCUCGAGGUGACAAAAAUACUUAAGAAGCUUAUGACAAAGAGAAUUUUUGAUGAAAAAGAUAAAAAGGCGAUAGAAAAGAAGACUAACGACCGUCUCAGGAGUAGCAAAUUGCUGGAUAUACUACUUGAUAAAGUUCCAGAUCGAUUCAGUGACUUUGUGGACAUCUUGUGUGACGGAACUCAAAAGUUUCUUGCCAUCGGUCUCCUGAAAGAAGAGAGCAAAGAAUACCAAAAGGAGAAAGACGCAUUAUGGUCGUUCUUGAAUGAGAUGGCUGAAGCAAGAAAGGAAAUUUAUGAAAGAAAAUAUGAGCUAGAGCUGGAAUUAAAGGGUGCUCAUGAAAAGAUAGGUAAAUGCACAACAAGUUUAUUGUAG
This is a messenger RNA of Stylophora pistillata, 1186 nucleotides long. RefSeq lists its product as uncharacterized. The record is from RefSeq and is a predicted model, not a curated record. Lineage: Eukaryota; Metazoa; Cnidaria; Anthozoa; Scleractinia; Pocilloporidae.